This is a messenger RNA of Dimorphilus gyrociliatus, 526 nucleotides long. The record is from the annotation of a GenBank genome assembly. Lineage: Eukaryota; Metazoa; Annelida; Polychaeta; Dinophilidae.
AAUGCUUUCAAAAGAAAGACUGAGUUUCAAUUACCACAGGGAAAAUAUCCAAACCUUAUUUAUGAAAGAAAGUGAAAUGCUACCAAUGUGUGCACAACAACAAGGAUUGAGUAGUUUUGCAUCAAAAGAAACUCUCCAGAUAGAAUUAGCAGAUCAACAGAAAAAAACAAAAGCAGUCCAGAAGCUGCUGGAUUAUCUCAGUGAAAUUUCAAUAGAUAAAACACUUAAAAUAUUAAAAACAAUUAGUGAUAAGGGUAAUGAACAAGCUGGACAACUGAGAGAAAAAGUAAAAGAUCAGACAUCUGUUUGGCAUAUAUUAGUAGCUGCCACAAAGGAACAGAGGAUGAAUGAUUGUUGUAUGAUUUCACUUCUUCCGUUUGGUGGGACAAAACAAGUGAGAAUUGAAGAUAUCAAUACUCCAAUUAAAAUGUUAAAGACAACAUCUGAGAAUAUCAUUGAAAGAAAACUUGUAGACACAGAAGUGACUUGUGACAAUUUUUUUAAGAUAUUCUACAAGAAAUCUUAA